Molecule: messenger RNA, 2571 nt
Organism: Danaus chrysippus (African queen)
Lineage: Eukaryota; Metazoa; Arthropoda; Insecta; Lepidoptera; Nymphalidae
Source: the annotation of a GenBank genome assembly
AUGUUGAAUGUAUCCAAAAAACGUGUGGUAAUUUCUGGAUUGCAAAGAUAUUCUCAAGACGUGAAAAAUUUGUACAAGUUCUUCAGUGAGGAAGAAAAUGAGAACCAGAAAUACAGAACGCUCGAUGAGAAGGACUAUAAGAGAUUUCUGAGUAAAAGAGCGCUGACUCAGAAGCCUGCACCCACGAGACAAUUGAUCGCUAAAUCUGAGAAAAGCACAAGAAAAAUAUGUCGAAGUUUAGGAGAAGGUAUGCCCAAUGAAUAUACGUUUCCGUUCACUAACCUCGAACUCACCACAAGGAGUGGAGACAGAAUAACAAUAGAAGGACCCCAGUUGGACGAGGCCCUGCAGUAUAUACCACCGAGAGGACAACCUGAUCUACGUACAGAACUAAAUAACUUUCAACAAGAGCUACAUCGCCCCCCUCCUCUACCUCGUAAUCUUUUAAUCACCACCGGAGGUCAACACGGCAUUUUUCUUUGUGUGGAACUGCUAGUGGAUCAUGGAGAUCCCAUAAUUUGUACCGAGUACUCGUAUACAGGCUUGAAUUACAUCUUAAAACCCUAUAAUGUGGAAUAUAUCGGAAUCAAAGAAGAUAAAGACGGUUUGAUUCCAGAAGAAUUAGAAUCAGUGCUGAAUACAAGAUUGAAACAAGGACUCAAAAUGCCAAAAGUAUUAUUUGUUGUUCCGACAGGCAGCAAUCCUACUGGCUUUCUGCUGUCUGAGAGCAGGAAACGAAGGAUUUACGAGAUAGCUUGCAAAUACGAUCUAAUAAUUGUAGAAGAUGAAGUUUACAUGUUCUUGAAUUACACUGAUAAAGUGACACCAUCUUUCCUGUCUCUGGAUACAACAGGUCGUGUGGUCCGUAUAGAUUCCAUCUCGAAGGUUGUCAGUGCUGGGUUGAGAGUGGGCUGGCUGACGGGACCUCAACCUCUCAUCAGAUAUACUGAAUUUUCAUUAAUGUCACAAAUGCUGCAUAGCUGCUCAUUAGCUCAGUCUGUAACUUAUAGUCUCAUGGCGGAUCGAGACCGUCUAACAGCGCAUAUACAGAGCACUAUAAAUUUUUACAAAAAACAGAAGGAUUAUGUAAAUAAUGCUUUGAAGAAGAUUGAAGAUCUGAUAGAAUGGGAGGAUCCGGCUGGUGGAUACUUCCACUGGGUAAAGAUACGUGGACUUGAAGACGUGCGUAAUAUGGUUUUCAACACGGCCUUCAAGCAUGGCUUGAUGUUAGAGCCAGGUCACAAUUUCAGUUACAACACUGAGAGGCCAUCUCCGUACAUACGCCUGACAUUCACGAGAAUGAACUUGGAACAACUAGACAAUAACGUUAAUACUAUUCGUGAUAUUAUAAUAGAAGAAAGAAAACUACAACAAAAAACAUUCGCGAAAUCUGAGAAAAGCAAAGGUAUAAUAUGUAGAACUUUAGGAGAAGGUAUGCCCAAUGAAUAUACGUUUCCGUUCACUAACCUCGAACUCACCACAAGGAGUGGAGACAGAAUAAUAAUAGAAGGACCCCAGUUGGACGAGGCACUGCAAUAUAUAUCGGCAAAAGGAUUGCCGUGUCUACAUCAAGAGCUAAGUAACUUCCAACAAGAGCUUCAUCGCCCGCCUCCUCUUCCACGUAGUCUCUUACUCACCAACGGAGCUCAACACGGCAUACAUCUUUGUACUGAACUGCUUGUGGAUCACGGUGAUCCCGUUAUAGCCACUGAAUACUCGUAUUUUGGUUUACAUUAUGCUUUAAAACCCUAUCAUGUAGAAUUUAUUGGACUCAAAGAAGAUAAAGACGGUUUGAUUCCAGAAGAAUUAGAAUCAGUGCUGAAUACAAGAAUGAAACAAGGACUUAAAAUGCCAAGAGUAUUAUUUGUUGUUCCGACAUUCAGCAACCCUACUAAUUUUCUGCUGUCAGAGAGCAGGAAACGAAGGAUUUACGAAAUAGCUUGUAAAUACGAUCUAAUAAUUGUAGAAGACGAAGUUUACAUGUUCUUGAAUUACACUGAUACAGUUAUACCGUCUUUCCUGUCUCUGGAUACCACAGGUCGUGUGGUCCGUAUAGAUUCCAUCUCGAAGGUUGUCAGCGCUGGGUUGAGAGUGGGCUGGCUGACGGGACCUCAACCACUCAUCAGAUAUACUGAACUGACUUCAAUGUCUCAAAUCAUGCAUCCUUGCGCCGUUACUCAGUCCAUGAUCUACAGUCUGAUUACUGACCGAGAGCUUCUAACAAAACAUCUACUAAGUGUCAGAUGUUUUUAUAAAAAACAAAAGGAUUGUGUGAAUAACGCUCUGAAGAAGAUUGAAGAUCUGAUAGAAUGGGAAGAACCAGAGGGGGGCUACUACCACUGGAUAAAGAUACGUGGACUUGAGGACGUGCGUAACAUGGUUUUCAACACAGCGUUCAAGCACGGCUUAAUGUUAGAACCAGGUCACAAUUUCAGUUACGACACUGAGAGGCCGUCUCCGUACAUACGACUGACAUUCACGAGAAUGAACUUGGAACAACUAGACGAUAACAUUAAUACUAUUCGUGAUAUUAUAAUAGAAGAAAGAAAACUACAACAAAAAACAUGUUAG